CUAUUCACAUCGACACCACCAAAGAUGCCCCUUUCCUAACUUCAUACGGAGGCGGUGAUGAACAGAUCAAUCAAACCUCUGAUUUUUUAGAUCUGUAACGGAGACUAAUGCUACUCAGCAUCUUCGAUCCUCAACUAAUGGCUAUCAAUGAUCCCGAACACAGAGAGGAGGAGGAAGCGGCUGCUGCUGACGACGAAGACACCGCCGCCUUCGAUUUUCACCCUAACAGACGCUCUCAGGUCUCAGCAUCUUCGAUCCUCAACUAUAAUGGCUAUCAAUGAUCCCGAACACAGAGAGGAGGAAGCCGCUGCUGACGACGAAGACACGGGGGCUCAGGUUGCUCCGAUCGUCAGGCUUGAAGCAAUCGAGGUCAUUAACGGUGAAGAAAACGAGGAUGCAAUACUUGAUCUGAGUUAA
This is a messenger RNA of Lactuca virosa, 417 nucleotides long. The record is from the annotation of a GenBank genome assembly. Lineage: Eukaryota; Viridiplantae; Streptophyta; Magnoliopsida; Asterales; Asteraceae.